AUGCAGCCGGCCGGGUCCUGUAAUGGUGAGCCACCAGCGGACCGACCGAAUGGGCUUUCAGAUAUCGCUCUUACUUGCCUCAUUCUCAUUGGCUUCAUUGCCGUGGGCUUCCUGCUGAUGUGUGGGUGGCUGAAAUGUCAGUUUGGGCCGCGCUCGUUGUGGCUAGAGGAGGCUGCGGGUGCGUACUACGACAGCGGGAGCACACAGCGGCGCAACCAGCAGCAGGAACAGGCGCAGGAGCAGGAGCCGACGACGCUGCCGGGCCAGCCGCUAGAGAACCGCGUGCGCAUGCGGCGGGGCCCCCUGCCGCACGCCUACUACCUGCCGGACGGACACACAGUUGUGCACAUCGACGACCCAAACAAGAUACCGGAGGCCGCGCCGCCGCCGCCCACGGAGGAGGAGCUGCAACGGCAGCGUGAGGAGGCGGAACGCAUCGCGUCACCGGUGCUGUACGGUCGCGGCAUGUACCUGAACUGCUCCAUCGUGACGUGCUCCGACGGCAGCUUCUGUUACCCCAACACACCUGUCGGUCGUGUCGCUACACACGCGUCGUUCGGCUCCCUCAUCUUAGCGCGGUACCGGACGAAGGACGAGAAUCUAUGUGGUGCGGAAAAUAACGACGGCGUGAGUGGCGAUAAUACGGGCUGCAUCCAAAGGCCGAGAGAACCUUUUGGCACGCCGAUUCCAGGCAGUGAAAAGGAUAAGCAGGGGGAGGAAGGGUAG
This is a messenger RNA of Trypanosoma grayi, 726 nucleotides long. RefSeq lists its product as hypothetical. NCBI's taxonomy places the organism in Eukaryota, Euglenozoa, Kinetoplastea, Trypanosomatida, Trypanosomatidae. The transcript has a single exon. The record is from RefSeq and is a predicted model, not a curated record. Bases 1 to 726 code for a protein of 241 amino acids.